Molecule: messenger RNA, 5463 nt
Organism: Rangifer tarandus platyrhynchus (Svalbard reindeer)
Lineage: Eukaryota; Metazoa; Chordata; Mammalia; Artiodactyla; Cervidae
Source: the annotation of a GenBank genome assembly
AUGGAGAAGUUCCAGGCUGCGAUGCUGCUGGGGGCCGUCGGGGACGCGCUGGGGUUCGGGCACGCCGCCAGGGAGAGCAGUGGCUUGGGCGCCAGGGUGCAGGAGGAGCUGGGGAAGGGGGGCGGGUUGGACAACCUCGUGCUCUCGCCGGAGACGUGGCCGGUGAGCGGCAACACCAUCAUGCACAUGUCGACGGCGGGGGCCCUCGUCACAGACUUCUGGUGCCUGGACGACCUCUACCGUGAAAUGGUGCGGCGCUAUGUGGAUGUCCUAGAGAAGCUCCCGGAGCAGCGGGCAGACCCGGCCACCCUGGAGGGCUGCUCCCAGCUGAAGCCGGACAACUACCUCCUCGCGUGGCACACGCCGUUCAAUGAGAAAGGCUCGGGGUUUGGUGCCGCCACCAAGGCGAUGUGCGUGGGGAUGCGGUACUGGAAGCCAGAGCGGCUGGAGACGCUGGUGGAGGUCAGCGUGGAGUGCGGCAGGAUGACACAUAACCACCCCACAGGCUUCCUCGGGUCUCUGUGCACUGCCCUCUUUGCGUCGUAUGCCGUCCAGGGAAAGCGGCUGGAGCAGUGGGGGCGCGACAUGCUGCGGACAGUGCCGCUGGCCGAGGAGUACUGCAAGAAGACCAUCCGGCACCUGGCAGAAUACCAGGAGCACUGGUUUUACUUUGAAGCUAAGUGGCAGUUUUACCUGGAGGAGAGAAAAAUCAUCGAGGACACCGAGGACGAGGCCAGCUUCCCCGACCGCUACGACGCGGAGGAGAGGGACAAAACCUACAGGAAGUGGAGCUCUGAGGGUCGGGGAGGACGGCGGGGCCACGACGCCCCCAUGAUCGCCUACGACGCCCUCCUGGGAGCCAAGGGCAGCUGGACGGAGCUGUGCCGCCGUGCCAUGUUCCACGGAGGGGAGGGCGGGGCCACCGGGGCCAUCGCCGGCUGCCUGUUCGGGUUGCUGCAAGGCCUGGACGCCGUCCCGGCGGGCCUGUACCGCGAGCUGGAGCACCGGGAGGAGCUGAGGCGCCUGGGCGAGGCACUGCACCGCCUGUCCACGCAGGAGAACCCCAGGAACAGCAAGAUUUGCAGCGACAAGACGCCCAUCGACGUACAAGCCCUGAAAAAGAGGGUCAGCCGGGUGACGUGCAACCCAGCGGCCCGCGCCAUCCUCAGCAGCCUGCUGCUCUACCUGGCCGACCGCGAGGACGCGCCCCCGGGGCCUCCUGCCGCCCGGAGGGCGAGCCGGGCCCCGGGGCCCCAGGAUGCCCAGCGGCGGCCCACGCGCUUCCAGCUGCUCCAGGCCAGGUUCAUGGGCAGCGGCCGCGAGCCCCGCCUCAAGAAGACCCGAGAGGUGGGGCGGCUGAUCUUCAAGGACAAGCAGGGCCCUGGCCGGAGCCUGGUGGCGGCCACCAUCCACAAGCUGCUGGAGAAGGCCGGGGAGGCGGCCGGCCGCCCGGCCCCCGGCAGGGAGCUGCCGGGCCGCGAGAAGCCGCGGGCCCUCCCGGCUGGGAGGAGCUCUGUGAAGAGCAUCCUGAAGGUGUUCCUGGCCGCGGAGGAGAAGCAGGCCGCGGAGCAGCCUCCCGCGCAGCCGCCCGCAGCCGCCGGGGGCCCGGCCGCGAAGGCGAGGGUGGGCGGCGGGCGGAGCGCGGCGCUGGCCAGGCUGCGGGAGAAGUUCGCGCAGAGCGGCGGCCUGUGCGCGGAGGCCGGCCUCCUGCCGCGGCGCGCGGAGGAGCGCGCGAAGAAGCGCCCGCCGCGGAGGACGCUGCACCGACCGGAGCCGCGCGUGCUGCGUGUGGCCACCCUGGCCAGCAGCUGCCUCCGCGCACCGACCACCCGCCUCCUGGCCUGCUCCACCGAGCCCGCGCUGCCCUUCAGCGUCGCCACCGUGGUCUGCGGGCCCCGGAGCUGGCUGUCCCACGGCACCCGAGUCACCCACACGGGCGUGGGCCGUGCGCCCCAAGGGGAGACGGGCACCUCCCCCGGCGGGGCAGAGACCCCCGGCGGGAGCAGAGAGCCGGGGUGGCGGCCCCCGCAGCCCUCCACACCCUGGCGUGCAGCUUCCAGGGACGGCCUGGAGACAGAGCUCCCAGGUGUGGGGCUCGAGUGUGUUCCCCAGACAGCCCCCGCUGCAGCCUCCCCUGGGGGCCAAGCCUGUCCUGGCGGCAAGCCUGUGAGCUCUGCGCUGGGCCCAGCCAGCCCAGGUCUUCCUGGGGCUGCUCAGGGAGCCAGGGAAGCAAGUCUGGGACCGCAGCCAGGACUCUCCGGAGGCAGCGCGGGGGUGGGUCCCGAGCUCACCCUGACCGUCUGCAGCUCAGAGGAUGAGAUGGACACAAGUGUGGACUGGGUGUCGGAACCCCUCUUCGCCAUCCAGGAGAGCUUCCCAGAAGAGAAGGCGCCGGGACACAUCCCCCCACUGGCCGCAGUCACUGCACCCUCCGCCCAGGCCGUGCGGCGCACACAGCCGGCUAUGGAGCCCCCGCAGGUCACCGUCAGACUCCCGGUGGUCCACACGAUGUCGCCCCCUCCCGCCACCCCGCAAAGGGCAUUGGGAGACCAAGGCUGGGGUCCUCUGCGUGGGGUCGGUAUGACUGGAAACCCAGGCACCCCACAUCCCCCCAUGGCUGAGAGCAGGAGCUGGGGUGCGCCGACGCUGGAACUGAGCCUGGCCGCCCGGCAGCCAGAGGGCCCAGGGGCGGAGCCGAGGCUCACGGCCCCACGCGGUACUGCUGCCCGCGGUCCAGACGUCCCUGCGGCGGCCCCGACAGAGCCACAGAACAGCUCCCUGGGGGGAAAGGACCCCAGACCUGGGCCUGGGGCCUCACACUGGCUCCUGAAGCCCAAGGACAUUCGUGGGGAGGACGCGUCCCCCAUGAGUUCUGAGCCGCCUUGGCCGUCAGAACCGCGGGAACGGCCGGGUGGCGACGCCAAUGCCUGGGAGAACCGUCAGAGGGGCCACGCGGGCUGUGCACCUAGUGGUCAGCACGAGCCGGCGCCCAUGGCUCCUGGCAGCAGGAGCGGGACGAGUGUCCCCAAGUGGCCAGCGGCACCGGCUGGGGCUGGGAUGAGGCCCAGGAGCCUGAGUCCCAUGGACAGGAGCCCCCCGAGUGAGCAGGAAGGACGCGGGGGGCUCCCACCACCCCUGGAGUCAGCUGGGUGCGUGCUGACAGCUGCAGGGAGCACCAGCUGUGAUCCUGGUGAGAACAGAGCCUCCUCCGAAAAUGAACAGACACCACCCAGUGUCAGAGCACCCAGGUGGGAGCCCGUGGGUGGGGCCUCCUGGAGUCCCCCAGCCCCGAGCCCCAGAAGCGGGGCAGCUGGGCAGGGGGAGGGUGGGGGUGCUGGGGGGCCCGCAGGCCUGGGUCUCGUGGGCGUCGUGGCCGAGGAGGCUGCUUGCCAGCCCGGCGGCCACAGCUCGGCCUUGGGGUCCCCGCCCGGCCCCCCUCAGGAGGCCCCUGGCAUUCCGACCCUGGCUGUCCAGCCCCGCCCGGUGGCUUCGCGUGAACUGGCCGCAGGUGAUGUGGCCACAGGCGGAGUGAAGGUGGCCGCAGGAGGCAGAAUCGCAGGCACCGCGCGGCAGAGCCCUUGUGGGGACAGCGCAGAGCCCCCAGCUCCAGUCCCGGGCCUGCCGGCGCCAUGGGGCAGCCACGCGGCAGGGACUCCGAGGCUGCAGCUUCCUGAGACGCAGCAGGCAGAGGGCAGGGUGGGCCUCUCGUCCAGUGAACAGCUUCCCCUCAGUGCCAGGCCUUCCCGUCAGCCCGCCCCCUUGUCCACAGCAGCAGACAGGCCACAGGGGGACAGGGCAGUCCCGAAGCACCCUGACCUCCAGGCUUCCAGGCAAGUGGUGGGAGGAGAGAGGACCAGCCUGGGCAUGGGAGAAAGUCUCCCUGGACGAGAGGGGGGGUCCCCAGGGGCUGUGAGUCGGGGUGGUUCUGGAAGGAAGGGAGAAGGCCUUUGGGGCGAGAGGCCCAACUCGCGAGGGGUCAGGGAGGCUGGGAGCCGGCCCCGGGAGGAGGCGGCCCCAGAGGAGGUUCCCGGUGGGCGUGCCGGAAAGGGCCCAGGGCGCCCGCAGAGGCAGCAGGCGGGGCACGCCGAGAGCCGCCCCGAGGAGCAGAGGGCCCCAGCUGCAGAGAGCCAAGCCCCGUUCCCCUCAGGGAGCCCCGCGCUCCCAGCACAGGCCCAGGUGGGUCAGAUGAUGCCCCUCAGCUCAGCACGGCCCGCGAGCUGCUCGGUGGGAGUGAUGCUCGCUGCAGGCAGAAAUGAGGCGCCCCAGGUUCCAGCCCCCAGGGGUGGUCAGGGGGGCCCCCAAGCGCUACUGGGAGAGGGGCAGAGUCAGGCAGCCCCCAGCCCCCGGGAGGGGGAGAUUCAGGCAGCCUCCAGCAUCCAGAAGGGGCAGAGCCAGGCGGCCCCCAGCACCCAGAAGGGGCAGACAUGGGUGUCCCCCAGUCUCAGGAAGGGGCAGAGCCGGGCACCCUCCAGUAUCCAGGAUGGGCGGAGCCAGGCGGCCCCCAGUCCCUGGGAGAGAGAGACCCAGGCACCCUCCAGCACCCAGAAGGGGCAGAGCCAGGCAGCCCCCAGCCCCCGGGAGGGGGAGAUUCAGGCAGCCUCCAGCAUCCAGAAGGGGCAGAGCCAGGCGGCCCCCAGCCCCCGGGAGGGGGAGACCCAGGCAGCCUCCAGCAUCCAGAAGGGGCAGAGCCAGGCGGCCCCCAGCCCCCGGGAGAGGGAGACCCAGGCAGCCUCCAGCAUCCAGAAGGGGCAGAGCCAGGCAGCCCCCAGCCCCCGGGAGGGGGAGACCCAGGCAGCCUCCAGCAUCCAGAAGGGGCAGAGCCAGGCAGCCCCCAGCCCCCGGGAGAGGGAGACCCAGGCAGCCUCCAGCAUCCAGAAGGGGCAGACAUGGGUGUCCCCCAGUCUCAGGAAGGGGCAGAGUCAGGCACCCUCCAGUAUCCAGGAUGGGCGGAGCCAGGCGGCCCCCAGUCCCCGGGAGAGAGAGACCCAGGCAGCCUCCAGCAUCCAGAAGGGGCAGAGCCAGGAAGCCCCCAGGCCCUGGGAGGAAGAGAGCCAGGUGGCCCCCAGCAUCCAGAAAGGGCAGACCUGGGUGUCCCCCAGUCUCAGGAAGGGGCAGAGCCGGGCACCCUCCAGUAUCCAGGAUGGGCGGAGCCAGGCGGCCCCCAGUCCCUGGGAGAGAGAGAGCCAGGCACCCUCCCGCAUCCAGAAGGGGCAGAGCCAGGUGGCCCCCAGCCUCUGGCCAGCACAAGGCUCUGUAGUGCCCACACCCAAGCUGGGGAGCAGCCUUGCGCCCCGUGUCCUUGCCCAGGAGGGGCCCCCAGAUGCUCCCGGGGUGGGGAGCGCCAGGCGCGGGCCACACCUGGCCAAGUACCGAGCCCAGAGCUUCAGUGAUGAGAGGUCCUUCGAGCUGUCCUUCAGGCCAAGCAUCCUCAGGGCCAGUGACAAGUACAGGCCUCCGAAGUGA